GUCCCCUUCACACCAAGAUGUUAAGUAUUUUUCUUUUGUCCAGAUAGGUAUAGUCCUGUUUCUUGACCCCAAAAUGUUUUAAGCUUAAAAUACAUAGUGCUGACUUUUACUGAAAGCAAAUUUUAAACAAAGGUUUUAUUUUUAUGCCACUUAAAAUAUUAUAGAAGUCAUACAUUUACAAUCACAUAAUUAUUUUGACCUUGAAACGCACUUGAAAGUAUUUACUCCAAACUCAUUUUCUUAUUAUACACUUACUUAAAAUAUAAUUUUUUUUUACCAAAAAAAAAAAAAAAGAAAACGAUCGGUUCAUGUCUUUUCAGAUUUUAAUAAGGAGUAAGCAAGAGAAAAGGAUGAAAGGCUUUUUUUGCAUUGGAGUCGGGGGUCAGUGAUGCCUCUCCCACCAAAGAACUUUUAGAGCUGGCAGGGUUUUGAAAGAUUAUUUCGUACCCUCAAUUUUACAGGGAAAGAACCUAAAACCAAAGAGAGUGAGUUGGUUAAAGACCCGGAGCGCUCCAGAGAAUGGCCCAGGAUCCUCGCCCAGCCUCACUAUUUGGAAGUCGCUGUGUAGCAACGGUUCCUUUCCUUAGGAUCUCAUAAUUUUCGAGUCUUGGAAAGAUGGCAGGAGAGUCGGGGGGCUUGGGGUAGGUUUCCUUCCUCUCCUAACCCGUCUUUUCUUUUUUUCCUUCCGUCCGCAGCGUCCCCAGUGCCCACGAGUGGGCACCAGUGGGCGGCUCUGCCGCCACCUCCCGCGCCCCAGCUUGGCCAAGGCCCAGGCCGCCGGGCCGCGUGAUGCCGCCUAAAACAGGCGCAGGGCCGCACGUGUUCCCGAGGGUUCAGGGCCACCCCCGCCACCGCCAAUCUCCGCGGCCGCCUGGCGCUCUGUCCGCGGGGACAGCGGCUCCGGGAGACGCGCCGCCGCCGCCGCCAUGCGGUUCCGGUUCGGGGUGGUGGUGCCGCCCGCCGUGGCCGGCGCCGGGCCAGAGCUGCUGGUCGUGGGGUCGCGGCCCGAGCUGGGGCACUGGGAGCCGCGCGGGGCGGUGCGCCUGAGGCCGGCGGGCACGGCGGCGGGCGCGGGGGCGCUGGCACUGCAGGAGCCGGGCCUGUGGCUCGGGGAGGUGGAGCUGGCGCCCGAGGAGGCGGUGCAGGACGGGGCGGAGCCGGGCCGCGUGGACACGUUCUGGUACAAGUUCCUGAAGCGGGAGCCGGGAGGAGAGCUCUCCUGGGAAGGCAAUGGACCUCAUCAUGAUCGUUGCUGUACUUAUAAUGAAAACAACUUGGUGGAUGGUGUUUAUUGUCUCCCAAUAGGACACUGGAUCGAGGCCACUGGGCACACCAAUGAAAUGAAGCACACAACUGACUUCUAUUUUAAUAUUGCAGGCCACCAAGCCAUGCAUUAUUCAAGAAUUCUGCCAAAUAUAUGGCUGGGUAGCUGCCCUCGCCAAGUGGAACACGUAACCAUCAAACUGAAGCAUGAAUUGGGGAUUACGGCUGUAAUGAAUUUCCAGACUGAAUGGGAUAUUGAACAGAAUUCUUCAGGCUGUAACCGCUACCCAGAACCCAUGACUCCAGACACCAUGAUUAAGCUAUACAAGGAGGAAGGUUUGGUUUACAUCUGGAUGCCAACACCAGAUAUGAGCACUGAAGGUCGGGUGCAGAUGCUGCCGCAGGCCGUGUGCCUGCUGCACGCGCUGCUGGAGAACCGACACACGGUGUACGUGCACUGCAACGCGGGCGUGGGCCGCUCGGCGGCGGCCGUCAGCGGCUGGCUGCGCUUCGUGCUGGGCUGGAGCCUGCGCAAGGUGCAGUACUUCCUCAUGGCCAAGCGGCCCGCCGUCUACAUCGACGAGGACGCCUUGGCCCAGGCGCAGGAGGAUUUUUCCCGUAAAUUCGGGAAGGUUCGUUCUUCGAUUUGUAGCCUAUAGCUGGCCACGCUGCCUCCCGUCCCUGCAGAUUUCCCCAAGGAGGCCGGGCGACGCGAAUCCAGUGACCUGGAAACAUGGGAAGGGCUGCUUGUCCUGCCCCAACGCCGCCCCCUUUCAUCUGAGGACGACUUUCUGAUGUGCUUUGGCUGGGCUGUAGCUUUGAAAUAUUUUACAAAGAAGCUGUGACUGACACAUGAGAAAAACCCCAAAGCAGCCAGGCUGGGUUUCAGACACAAAGGCAGCGCAUGCCCGGAUGAGUCCUUUGCUUUGCCAGGCUGCCUGUGUCCCGGGGCAGCCCUUUCUUGGUGCACUGUAACUCCCUGGUGUGCAGGAAAAAAGCUAGGGAGGUAUGUAGAUUGCAUCACACUGCUUUCCUGCUGAACUGAAGUGAUGUAAACUGGGGGAUGGUCAGGUGGAGUAUGACAAGGCUAGAGCUUGACAGGGCAGAAAGCAAUGGGCUUUCUAGGCUGUUUUUUUAUUCUGCUUCUAAGGCAUCGCCUUCUUUGUGUUCUCAGCAACCCUGUGUGACAAUCAACAUAGAGUUACUAUCUAUUUGUUUUGAUUGAGGCAUAAUGGGUGUAAGCAGCUUGCUCAAGAUCUCAUGGUUAGUCCAGGAUGAGUUAAUCUCUGGAGUUAAUCUCUGGUUUUUGGGCUCCGUGCUUUUCCCCACACAACUUGUUGUUUUUCCAGCAUUGUGGUGUGAAUUCAGUUUUGUCUGUCUCAGAGUAAGGUCGAUAUCCCUGCAGGAGUUCCUAUAAUAAGACAUAGGACAGUAUUCUGAUCAGUUGCCAAAGAAUUUAGGAAGGUAGUUGUAUUUUGUGCAAACUGCUUUAAAGCACAGUGAGCUAGCUCAAGGCUGGUGUGUCCUGAGCCAUAGCUCAGCAGAGGAAGUAUAGGCAGUGGGACCCAAAGAGCCCAAAUCCACAGGUAAUUGUUCCCUCGCCCAAGACAUGCUUGUUCAUCCCUCAGGUUAGAACAAUACACAGCUACUGUGUCUCCAGAAUAUGCAGUUACUCUCCUGGUUUCUACAGGAGAUACUCAGAUGAACAAAACUUCAAAAGUGUAUAUCCUAGAAACAGACUCUGCUCAAACAACUAUCCUACAGGAUUGAACAGUGAGUGACAUGCCAGAACAGAAAAAGGGAAAGUGUCUUGUUAUUGAGUGCUCUCUGCUAGGUGCUUUACAGUUGUAUCCAGUUUAAUCUUCACAGUUCACAGUGAGAGAAGCUUCAUUAUCUCUGUUAUGUACAUGAGGAAUCUGAGGCUCAGAGAGGUUAAAUCAACUGUUCAUGGUUACAUGGUAAAUACACAAAAUGAGACACAGCUAGGUUUAUCUGAUUCAAAAGCUUUUGUACUUUUUUCGUUACACUAUGUGCUUAUUUUUCUGCUCCUUUUCUUCCCCAAAUCCAUAUUGAUGAUAUUAGAGACUUUGAUUUAGAAAGCACUGGGCACGAGAAGGACGUGGUAAGUUUCACGGGCACUCAGAGGACAGGGAGAGGUCUUAUAAAUGUGGCAGGUAAGGAAGGUGAUAAUUGCUUGGGGAUGGGAGGGUAGACGGGACGUAUUUCUCAUACAAUUUUACAAAGUUAAUUUUAUAAACCAGCAUUAAGUAAUGUGAAAUCCAGCUCCCUUGCUAAAAAUAACUAGAGGUAAGUAUUGUGUCUAAGUAGGUCAUAGUUAUAAUGUGUUGUGUAAGACUUCAUCUUAAAAAUGGAAUAUUUUUAGUUUUUUUUUUUGUGUGUGUGUGUAUGUGUGUCAAUUUCCUUAACAUCUAGGAAAUCGAGCUACAUAAAUUCCACCAUAGAAAAACCUUUUUGUGGUGAUUUUUUUUUCAUUUGUCCCUUUUUGCUCUGAUAGACAAAAUCUAUGUAAGACUACUAAAGAAUGUUUUGGAAUAAACUCUUAUCUUCAGUGAAUGAGAUGUCUAAUAUAUUUCAAAAUCACCUGAAUUGUUUGUUAAAUUAAAGCAUUU
Nycticebus coucang (slow loris) is the source of this 3893-nucleotide messenger RNA. It is a transcript of the gene EPM2A, whose product is annotated as EPM2A glucan phosphatase, laforin. The record is from RefSeq and is a predicted model, not a curated record. Gene Ontology annotation, cellular component: cytoplasm; nucleus. Bases 927 to 1922 code for a protein of 331 amino acids. Lineage: Eukaryota; Metazoa; Chordata; Mammalia; Primates; Lorisidae. Gene Ontology annotation, molecular function: protein tyrosine/serine/threonine phosphatase activity; carbohydrate phosphatase activity; starch binding. Gene Ontology annotation, biological process: protein dephosphorylation. The transcript is spliced from 4 exons.